AAUGGUCGAGAACCAUGCUGAAAACAUCUGAACAAGCAAGGCUUUCUCCUGUUUGCUUCCCCAGCCCUUUCGGCUGCUCUGCUUCAUUCAUCUUUGGACGUGGAUAGGAAAGCAGACUGUCAGUGCAAAAAAACAGGGGGGUAGCAUUUCUGAAUGCUUACAGGAUGACUUUCCCAAACAGUACAACUGCUCCGCGUGUAAAUAUUGGAAGCUCUCCAACAGCCACAGAUAUUGCAGUCAUUGGAGGUGUCAUUGCAGCUGUGGUUCUAGUCUUGAUUUGCCUCCUGGUGGUGAUGCUGAGGUACAUGUACCGGCAUAAGGGGACCUACCAUACCAAUGAAGCAAAAGGAACUGAGUUUGCCGAAAGCGCAGAUGCUGCUCUGAAAAAUGACCCUGCCCUUCAAGAUGCCGUGGACGAGAACCGAAAAGAAUAUUUCAUCUGAAAACAAAGGCAGCACCCUUGAGACACCCUUUGUUUUUCUCACCUUCACAAGGGGCAAUGCAUUAAAAAAAAAAAAGCACUAGGAAAUGGAGAUUACACAAAAGACAACAAGGGGACUAAUUGAAAUAUUGCUGUUUAACAACAAGAAGGACUGGAUGUCGGAUCUGUAGCUGUUUAUUUGAUUAGCUACAGAGCUCAGUUCAAUAUCAGAUGAGCAGAAACCAAAGUCUCAGGAUGAGUGAUUUAACUGAUAGCGAAUAAAAGUAUCAAAUAUCAAAUCCUGACAUUUGGCAAAAAUAUCUAUGUUGAUGGACACCUUAUUCAUAGAUAUAUGGAUUCAUCUCCAUUGAUAAAAUACCUAGAAGUGAAUUUACAGCUGCAGAAAACUAAGCAUAAAACAAAGGAACCAGGCCCGAGAAUGUUGGUCAUCAUUCAUGUAUCUUGUUUUUUUUCUAAGCAUGCAUAAGCUUAUCAAUGUGAAUAUGCAUGUUUUCUUGGUCAUCCUUUUUUUUUUUAAGAAUGUCCUGAAGUUGUUUUCUGCUUUGUUUCAUUUUUUAAAAAGAAUGACCUAGCAACCUGAUUCUCACAGGAAAAGACUACAGGAAAAGGCUGAGAACAGUUUUGAAAAUGAAGAAUGGCAUUUCUUGAUAUUUCUUGCAGUGGAUAUAUUUAAGAGAUGGGUUUAUGGAGAUUCUGUACUAACUUCUUGAUUUUUAAUGCCAUAUCAAUUAUCCUUGAACUUGUACUUUUUUCACUGCUCUUUCAGAUAGUAGAGCUCCCUACCUCUAUCAGGCACGACUUGCUUAAUUCUUAGAGUGAUCUCAGAUCCACAAUGGCAGUGUAAAUUUAUAGAGGCAGUUCUACUUCAACUGAAGAUGACCUGUGGAAAAGAGAAUUGUACGAGCAGAUGCAAAACCAAUCAUUCAAGUUCACAUAGGGGAGCCUUUCCUUCUACUUCAGCUGAAAAAAAGAAUGAGAUGCAGAAAAAGUGCUUAGUUAGUCUUGGAGCCAAUGAACCCAAAAGAUCUCUCUCUUUCUCCCCCGCUCCCAUCCAGCCAACUGGUUUUAAAUUAUGCCCCACUUCUGUGACUAAUAUAACUUACUAGUCAUGUUAUCUGUUUGAUAAUUUCCCCAUGAUUACAUUUUGGCUGAAGCUGUUGUUAUAAUACUAGAGGUAGUUAGUAAUGUAGUUAUAGUAGGAACAAUAGUAGCAGUAAUAUUAGUACAGUAUUUUACUUCACUGCUCAACUUAUAAGAAAGCUAGAGAGCUUAUACCCUCCUUGAAUUUUGUUGUGGCCUCCUUACUAUUUUUUUUGAAGAGUACAAGAUAAUCACGAUUUAGCAAAAAAUAAGAGAACUCUGCAGUUGGGUUGUGCAUUUCAUUAAAUUUCUUCCUAUAUUCUGCCUCUGUUAACCCACCAAGUACAGUGCAGCCCAGAUUGUGGUUACUGUAGAAGUUCCUUUGGCAGACCAAUCCUGCCUUCCUCUAACAAAAAGGUCUAAUGUGGUUUACAGCAUGGACCUUCCUAAUCUCAUUAAAAAAAUCCUGUGGCAGUACUAAAUGAUUAUCUUCAGGAAUGUUUGUUGCAGGAACACAGAUAUGAUGUGUGACCAGGAAACUGUAUCUGGCAACCACAUUAGAUGCUUCUCUCAAAAUUCAUUUGAAUUCAGUGAGCCAGGUGGUAGCAGACUUGGGAUAUCACUGAAGUAUGGAUUGAGUUUAGGUGUACAUAUGGAACCAUCAUGAGCUACAGUGUUGCUUUGGCUAUAGCAGUGAUUCUCAACCUUAGCGACUUUAAGAUGUGUGGAUGUCAACUCCCAGAAUUCCCUAGCCAGCAUGCUGGCUGGGGAAUUCUGGAAGCUGACGUCCACACAUCUUAAAGUCUCUAAGGUUGAGAAACGUUGGGCUAUAGAGACAAAACCAUCCAACAAGCUCCACUCCUGGUAAUGUCAUGGCCACAUCCAUGUAACUUUCUUGGUAGCAACCCUGCCCCUGCUUCUUCUAAGGUAUGUUUUCAUCUUCCUGAUCUAAUUCCAUGUUGGGAUUUCAUGAUGAUCUCCCACCUUCUUUCUAGGCUUACACAUAUUGUACAAUAGGAAAAUCAUUUUCUGAAUGUGUAUGAUUUCUCAUUGUCCUAUAUUAUUAUUUUUUUAAUGGCAGCCUCAUCAUUUAUAACAUGUUGCUUGUUUUUCUGUUUUGUUGGCAACUCUCUAACCUAGGGUCUGCAUCUUUUUGGUGACUGAAAUCAUACUGAAUUCUGGGAGUUGGGGGAGUGAGUGAAUACCACAGUGGAUAAACAGGGAAAGAAAGUAGGUGAAACGGCAUUAUUCACUUGGGGAAGGUGUCAUUUUCCAGACUUAUUGUUUCACUUCCCCCUGGACUUUGGUUUUUUUCCUUGUUUUGCUUAGCAGCUAUUCUUAAAGAAAUAUUAAGCUUAUUGUAGAGCUUAUACAA
Molecule: messenger RNA, 2897 nt
Organism: Candoia aspera
Lineage: Eukaryota; Metazoa; Chordata; Lepidosauria; Squamata; Candoiidae
Gene: GYPC
Product: glycophorin C (Gerbich blood group)
Exons: 3
Coding region: 165-443 (92 amino acids)
Cellular component (GO): cortical cytoskeleton; membrane
Source: RefSeq, a predicted model, not a curated record